AUGAAGUACACCAUCGCUACAGUCUUGCUUGCGACUGCUCUUAUAGUCACUACAUUUGGCCAGAAUUUAACUAUAAAUGUGGGUGAGGGUGGUCUGAAGUUCAAUCCGGCUGCUAUUACGGCCGCCCCUGGCUCUAUCAUAACCUUCGCAUGGAUUAAUACCAUUCAGCACAGUGUAGUUCAAAGUGCUAGUGCCGAUUCCUGCACUCCAGCCGCUGGUGGAUUCAAUACGCAAAUGAAAGCUGGUGAAUCGUGGACGUUUACCGUCCCGGCCGACAAGCCCAAGAUAUGGUUUUACUGCAAUGUCAGUACUCACUGUCAGCAAGGAAUGAAAGGUGUUCUCACUGUUUCAGGUGUUCCUGAUCCCAAUCCUUCUACAAGCCCAGGCAAUCCUUCUACAAGCCCAGGCGAUCCUCCUCCUAACGGGCUUUCUCCUGCAAAGAUUGCUGGAAUUACAGUUGCUAGCAUAGUAUUACUAGUUGGCAUAGUUCUGGGAUCACUGGUUUAUAAGAAGUCGCAAAAUGGCGGAAAUGGAAAUGAUGGAGGAAAUGCUCGAGGUGGCGGUGAUAUUGAGUUAUUAACUAUGUCUUCGUCAUCAAUCGUAAUGCCCUCAUUUCAGUAUCCUGAUCCGUCUCCACAUGCUGAGUCAUCGGCACCUUUCAGCGAAAUGACAUUUUCAUCACGUACAACGGGUGAAUCCAUCACAUCAUCUUUGGCAACCUCUACUGACGAUUCCAAGAUGACAGUCACACUUCCAGCCCCAGCCUCAAGGAGCACUGUUUUAUCUAACAGAAACAGGCAUAACAGGUUAACAGGAUACCGGAGCGGCAACAUUAUUUGUCAUGCUGAGGAUAAGGCCACGAGUGAAGAUGCAAAAGUGAAGGACCUAUCUGAUUACGAUCAGUUUGGGUGGAAGUAUACUAGAAUGAGUCUGGAUAGAUACCUUGCAUCCACGAGAAAAUUAGGGUCCACCAAGAGAAUUCUUACUCGUCUUCCGGAUUGUCGUCCCCUACUGAAUAUCUUAAGCACGUAUUUAAUAAUAGAACAACUGAAAUCAUCCAAGGUUGCUGAAAAUUAUAGAAACAGUUCGGAAAUAAUCAUGAAGUGCGCACAGGCCCCCCCAUUGCUUGCAUGA
This is a messenger RNA of Paraglomus occultum, 1134 nucleotides long. The record is from the annotation of a GenBank genome assembly. Lineage: Eukaryota; Fungi; Glomeromycota; Glomeromycetes; Paraglomerales; Paraglomeraceae.